AUGGCCCAAUCAUCUAUCUUCCUGUUUCCCAUUCGCGAGAUCUCCAACGACCGCGUCAAACUCGUCCCGUUCAACCCAGACCAUCACACUCGCACCUUCUUCCGUCUCUCAUCCUCCCACCCCGAACUAUACACACACAUGCCAAUGGGACCCUGGGAUUUAGAAGAAGCACUCAAAGCCGAAUUCUACUCCCAAUCACAAACGCAGCUUCUCUCAUUUUCAAACCCCACAUCAUUCGCAUUCGCCAUAAUCGACAAAACUCGCCCUCCUUCUCCAGAUGACCCUGAAGGCGAACUAGCCGGCACUAUCAGUCUAGUGCGAACAUCGGAUACCCAUCUAUGCACUGAAAUCGGUUUCAUAAUCAUUUUACCACCAUACCAGCGUACGCACAUCGCAAAGAAUGCCGUCGGGCUGGCUUUGCAGUAUAGUCUGGAGGCCUCUGAGAAUGGAGGGCUUGGCUUGCGAAGGGUUCAUUGGCGGACUAGUACGAUGAAUAUCGCGAGUGCUAGACUUGCGGAGAAGAUGGGGUUUGAAAAGAUUGGUGUUGUGCCCUGGCAUAUGCGAUUUAUUAAGGGGGAAGCUCAGGGCGAAAACUGGGAAUGGGAAGGAUUUACCUCCUAG
Penicillium subrubescens is the source of this 621-nucleotide messenger RNA. RefSeq names its product GNAT family N-acetyltransferase. The record is from RefSeq and is a predicted model, not a curated record. Gene Ontology annotation, molecular function: protein-N-terminal-alanine acetyltransferase activity; protein N-terminal-serine acetyltransferase activity. The transcript has a single exon. Bases 1 to 621 code for a protein of 206 amino acids. Lineage: Eukaryota; Fungi; Ascomycota; Eurotiomycetes; Eurotiales; Aspergillaceae.